AUGAAAACAAUUAGCAAUGCGGAGAUUGAGGGAAAACGGGUAUUUCUCCGGGUGGACUUCAAUGUGCCGAUAUUGGACUCUGUGGUUCUGAACGACUUCAAAAUAACUUCUGUGCUUCCAACAAUCAGACUUCUUCAUUCUAGGAAUCCCAGGAGAGUGAUUAUUGGAAGUCACCUUGGAAGACCCAAGGGGAAGUAUUCCAAGGAGCUUUCCCUGAGGCCUGUCUACUCAGUACUAAAGGCGCGCCUCUGGGAGGAACUUGGCGUAGAGUUGGAUUUCUGCGACCUGUGGGAUGUUGGGAAUGUGCAAAGUCCAUGGAUACUCCUGGAGAACCUCAGGUUUUAUUCCGCAGAGGAAGACGCCGGCGACAAGGAUGCUGUUGAUCAGUACAGAAAUGUAUUCGUAGACAAUAUGGAUGUUGCUGUUAUAGAUGCAUUCGGAUGUCUGCAUAGAGAAUGCGGGUCUAUACAGAGAACCGGGCUUCCUUCAUUCUCUGGGCUUCUGGUCCAGAAAGAGUUGAACUUUACUAAGGAAAUCAUGGAGGAAAGGGUGGAUCUUAUGAUACUGGGAGGAAAGAAAGUGUCCGACAAGAUCAAGCUGCUGGAAUCUCUUGGACAGAAAACAGGAAGCUUAUUUGUUACCGGAGGACUGGCAUUUCCAUUCAUUAGAUACAUAUUGGGAAAGGAGGUUGGAAAGAGCAUAGGAGAAAGUGUUUCUGAAGAGGAAGUAAAGAGGAUACAUAAGAUCUGUGAGGAGCACAAAACAAGGAUUAUCCUUCCAUCUGACUUCACGGUUGUUUGCAACGACAGCGUACAAACAACUAGCAACAUCCCCCCUGAGGGGAGUGCAAUGGACAUAGGCCCGGAAACUAUAGAAAUGCUAAGGAGAGAAGUUUCUAAGGCAAAGGCCGUGUUUUGGAAUGGCCCUCCCGGAAUGUAUGAAGAACAAAGUUUCUCGAGGGGAACGGAGGCUUUGGUGAGUGCCUUGGAGAGUCUUAAAGGAGAAGGGAAGAAGUCUUUCUGCGGAGGAGGGGAGACUGCAGGCGCAAUCAGAUUGUUUGGUAGCUAUGAUGCCUUUACUUAUGUAUCUACCGGAGGAGGGGUGCUGAUGAAGCUGCUGGGUGGAAAAAGGCUUCCUGGGCUAGACUUCCUCUCCAUGCAGCCCUGA
Encephalitozoon cuniculi GB-M1 is the source of this 1167-nucleotide messenger RNA. Its product is annotated as phosphoglycerate kinase. Lineage: Eukaryota; Fungi; Microsporidia; Unikaryonidae. Gene Ontology annotation, biological process: gluconeogenesis; glycolytic process. The coding region runs from base 1 to 1167 and encodes 388 amino acids. Gene Ontology annotation, cellular component: cytosol. The transcript has a single exon. Gene Ontology annotation, molecular function: phosphoglycerate kinase activity; ADP binding; ATP binding. The record is from RefSeq and is marked provisional.